Messenger RNA from Paramecium sonneborni, 286 nucleotides. Lineage: Eukaryota; Ciliophora; Oligohymenophorea; Peniculida; Parameciidae. The record is from the annotation of a GenBank genome assembly.
AUGACAUUAUUCUUUAAUAUAUUUAGAAAAUUUACAAAUAUAUUAACAUUAUAAUUAUUUUUUAUUUUUAAAUAUCUUGAUUUUUGUUGUGUUGGAUUUAUUCAAUAGAGAAAUCAAUACAUUCGCAUCCAAAAUCAUUCUAUUCAUACUAUUCACAUGUAUAACUUAUAUUUUUUAAUGUGUUACUAGAUUAGUUCAACCAAUACAAUUAUUAAUAUUGUGCGUUUUCGAACUGACCUAAGAUAAAAACUUAAUUUAAAACGCUUCUAAUUUUCGAAAUAUGUGA